AUGGAUGUAUUUAGCUAUCUGGCAGUCAGAUCCUUCGAGAUGGCCCAGCAGCAGGCGUUUGAAGUUGAGCUUUACGAGGCCUCCGAGAUGACCUCCUACUCCAAGUGGAGUUGGCCGGCAGCCGGGUGGAGUUCCGUGCAAGCGGCCCAGCAAGGAUUCCGACAAAAACGCGAAGAAAUCGAGACAGCGACAUUUCAGCAUGAUUCAAAGUACGAGGCUCGGCCUGCCGAGUGGUUCUCCGGCGUGGACAACAAGUUUGACGGGACAUUUCAGGUCGUGGGUCAAUUGGAUGCGAAGUAUGGCUGCACGCCUUACAAGCUGGAGGCGGGCAGCAUCGCUUUGGUCGCCAGAGGAAUCUGCACCUUCGAGCAGAAGGCCCAGAUGGCAAAGGAAGCAGGUGCUAAGGCCAUCAUUGUGUAUGACGAGAAGAUGUCGAAGGCACCCCUGGAGCAGCAGAACAGGACGGGGCGAGUGGCCAGCAAGGGCAUCCAGUCCUACCAGGCCGGAGACGCCCUGAGCGGCGCUUCGAGUGCAGCUCUAGAGAAGGGUAUGACCCUCAUGAUGGGAGACCAGGGCAAGCCAGAUCUGGACGGCUGCAUGAUUACGCGAGCCAAUGGCACGGCGCUUGUUGAUUCCAUCAACAACGGCUUCCAGCCCAAAGUCCUGGACGUGAAGCGGUCCAGGUUUGAAGAUGGCAUCGACCGCUUCAUCAAGAAGGACCUUCCCAAGUUGAGUACGGCAAUGGAUGGCUAUAGCCUCAUCCAGCGCGUGUCCAAGACUGACCCCAACGAACCCAUCGUCAACCAGCUGAAGGCAGACCUGAAGGACUUUGAAAAGGCUGUGCGGUCGAAAGACUAUGGGGAGAUACGAAAGACUCCGGCCGUAGGGGAUAAGUGUCGCUGCCUGGGCAGCCGGGAGGCAGUGACCCAUGGUGCUCACCGGAAGCAGCUGGAUCAUGAUGAUCAUGGGCUGACUAGACCGCUCGUUGCACUUUUUCCGGCCCUCGAAAGGAGGUCGAGUGGUCGACUGCUCCAAUUCUACCGCUUCGAGUUGCAAGCAGAAGUGAUCUUGGAUUUCCAGGCACCCGAAUGCCGUCACUGGAUGGGCGCUUUUAA
Symbiodinium necroappetens is the source of this 1115-nucleotide messenger RNA. Lineage: Eukaryota; Dinophyceae; Suessiales; Symbiodiniaceae. The record is from the annotation of a GenBank genome assembly.